AUGUCGACUGGAGACCUCGUGCCCUGGAACCGACUGGUACGAUUCGUAUCAGCAACGGACGGCCAAAAGAAGUUUGGCGAGCCCAUCGUCAGCUCGCCAGAUGCCGAUAUUGCAGCACUGGCUCGGAGUGGGAGUCUAGAGGUUGUGGUUCUCCAUGGCGACGACCCGCUGUCUGCUCAGCCUACCGACAAGCGAGACAAGGUCCAGAAGUUGCUGGGUCCGCUGAGAGUCAGCGAUGUACCCAUCAUCCGGUGCAUCGGCCUGAACUACAAGACACACAUAAAAGAGACCAGAAGAGCGCUACCAGAAGUUCCAACAGUCUUCACCAAGCCCGCACCCAGCAUCGCAGACCACGAUGCAGCUAUACCAAUUCCGAAAAUCGCCCAGCAGCAGUGCGACUACGAGGGCGAACUGACAGUGCUGAUCGGGCGGGAUGCCAAAGACGUCAGCGUGGCGGACGCGCUCUCGGUCGUGGCCGCUUACACCGUCGGCAAUGAUGUCUCGGCGAGGGACUGGCAGCGCGAGCCAGGCAAAGCCGGUGUCGUGCCACAGUGGUCGUUCAGCAAGUCCUUCGACAAGUACGCGCCGCUGGGUCCAGUGCUCGUUGCGCAGAAGUUGCUGGGUGCGGCAGACCAGCAGGAGUUGACGACGAGGGUCAACGGGGCGGUACGACAGUCAGGGAGUACUGGAGAUCUUUGCCACGGGGUGCAAGAGCUCGUUGCGUUCUGCUCGCAAGGCCAGACGCUGCAGAGAGGUAGCCUUAUCAUGACGGGAACUCCUGGCGGUGUGGGCUUGUUCAUGAAGCCCCCGACUUUCCUUCAGGAUGGUGAUGAGGUAGAGGUCGAGGUCUCAGGCAUUGGCAAGCUGCGGAAUACGAUGACGUUCCUGUAG
Molecule: messenger RNA, 891 nt
Organism: Fulvia fulva
Lineage: Eukaryota; Fungi; Ascomycota; Dothideomycetes; Mycosphaerellales; Mycosphaerellaceae
Product: Fumarylacetoacetate hydrolase domain-containing protein 2A
Exons: 1
Coding region: 1-891 (296 amino acids)
Molecular function (GO): catalytic activity
Source: RefSeq, a predicted model, not a curated record